AUGAAGACGCGGGCGCAGAGGCAGGCCCUCCCCGGGGUGCAGGCCCAGGACAAGCUGCGGGAAGUGAAGAUGGACGAGUGUAAGAGUAGCAGCAGAGAGGCCCAGAACCUGAAGAGCAGCACCGGCAGGCGGCGGCCCGAGGCCCACAGCAAGGAGCAGAUCCUGGAGCUGCUGGUGCUGGAGCAGUUCCUGAGCAUCCUGCCCCGGGAGCUGCGCGCCUGGGUGCGUGAGCGGCGCCCCGAGAGCGGGGAGGAGGUGGUGACUGCGCUGGAGGAGCUGGAGCGGGAGCUGGAGGAGCCCAGGCAUCAGGCCCCAGUACUCUCUGGGGAACAGGAGGUGGAACCUCUAGAAACAGAACAAGAACCCACUAUGGCCCUCCAGUCCACAGACGUCCGGCUCAGGUGGGAACCAUCAGAACCUGAAGCCCAACAGGAGCAAGUUUCAGAUGUGGAGACUAGAAACGAGUACAGGAAUUUAAAGCAGGAAGUUUCUGAAGAAAUGGAGCCAUAUGGGAAUAUAUCUACCAGAUUUGAAAAUGAUACGCCCCAGUCUCCUGGGUGUGGAGAAACUUAUGAACCUGAAGCAAAAACAGAACAGCCUUCUGGAUACUUCAGGGAAGAUAAACAACCUACAUGUGACGAAACUGGAGUAAGUCUGAUUGAAGGUUCUGACCAUACUGUACAUCAGAGAGUCUGUCCAGGACAAAAAUCUCAUGCAUGUGACGACUGUGGAAAAUCUUUCAGUCGGCGCUCACGCCUCAUCGAGCAUCAGAGGAUCCAUACUGGAGACAGGCCCUACAAGUGCGGAGAGUGUGGGAAAACUUUCCGUGGGAGAACUGUGUUCAUCAGACAUAAAAUCGUACACACCGGAGAGAAGCCAUAUAAAUGCCAUGAGUGCGGCAAAGACUUUGGCCGGUGGUCAGUCCUUAAUCAACACCAGAGACUUCACAUGGGAGAAAAACACUACCACUGUAACGAGUGUGGCAAAGCCUUUAGCCAGAAGGCAGGCCUCUUCAACCAUCUCAAGAUCCACACGCGAGACAAACCCUACCAGUGUCCACAGUGUGACAGAAGCUUCAGUCGGCGCUCCGUGCUGAGGCAGCACCAGGGCGUUCACGCUGGCGCGAAGCCCUACGAGUGCAGCGAGUGUGGGAAAGCCUUUGUGUACCACUCCUCCCUCGUGUCCCAUCAGGAGAUUCACCACAAAGAAAAAUGCUAUCAGUGCGAAGAGUGUGGGAAAGCCUUUGUGUACCACUCCUCCCUCGUGUCCCAUCAGGAGAUCCACCACAAAGAAAAAUGCUAUCAGUGCGAAGAGUGUGGGAAAGCCUUCAGUCAGAGCGGCCUCCUGCAGCACCAGAGGAGCCACUCUGGGGAGAAACCCUGAAGAAGACACUACAAGAAAAUACUUCUGAAAAACCCGAGUGAACCCCGGGCUGGUGUGGCCCUCCUCCUGAGCUUGCUCAUCCUAGAGUGGCAGUCCUCCUGCAGCAAAGGUCUCUAAUGGUGACUGCAGGGAGAGGACAGGCCUGGGACCAGGGCUCAGGCAUUGAGGACUGCAAUGGUUCCUGUCCAGGCCGACCUCUCACUCUCAGACUUGCUGAGGCCAGAAAUGUGGACCAAGGAGCAGGUGCUGGGGCAGGCCCUUCCCCUGCCGGCCUACAAGUGACCCCUGCCAGAUGUGCAGAGGCGACAGCAUGAGAACUGCAGAGCUGUGGGCUGGAAGGGUGGGGGAGCACCCUGGCUGACGGAGGGCUGGGAACAGCACAGAGCACACCCUGAACUGCAGGAGCCCCACGGUCCGAGCCACAACCCAGAGCUCCUCCUACUCCGGCUUUCUCUACUGUGGGGUUUGUAUGUUGGGUGUUUUUUCUGACAGGUAAACUUCAAAUACAGUUUUCCCAAACUACCUUCAUCACAUCGCCUCUAGAUCCUAGGCUAAGCCAUGGAACAAGAUUUGCUUAUGCAGAGACACCUUGGAAUCAAAGAUUUCAGAUCCAACAAAGACCUAUCAUAGUUCCUCUCCCCUGCCAGGGUGAUCACCUUUUGAUAUGGAAAACUGAUGAGAAAGUUUGGAGAAAAAGACAGAGGACCUCUCAAGGAGCCUUUGGCAUGCUCGGUGGUGACCCCUCCUUGAAUACCAGUGAACCCAUCUGCUUCUCAUCUGCCUGACUCCAGAAGCACUCGUGUCUGUAAGAUUUUUAGGUUUCUUACCCUAUUCAACCACUCUAGCUAGCUUCGACAGCUCACUCCCAGCUGUGCCCGGAAGUUGUCUUCCCGGUAAACAAAUUUGGCUUGUCUGUGAAGUUAGUGUGUGUUUUGGAAUGUUUCUGCUUUAACUGUCGUCAUACAGUUUAUAGAUCCGCUCAACCAAUACUGAUUGAGCAUCGUGUAGGUCUUGGCUUAGCUGUGAGCACUAGGUGCAAAGUCCUUUGAACGAUCCUUUACAAAUUAAACUUUCUCUUAGUUUCAAAAUA
Molecule: messenger RNA, 2473 nt
Organism: Tupaia belangeri chinensis (Chinese tree shrew)
Lineage: Eukaryota; Metazoa; Chordata; Mammalia; Scandentia; Tupaiidae
Product: zinc finger and SCAN domain-containing protein 12
Exons: 6
Coding region: 1-1383 (460 amino acids)
Biological process (GO): regulation of transcription by RNA polymerase II
Cellular component (GO): transcription regulator complex; PcG protein complex; chromatin
Molecular function (GO): RNA polymerase II cis-regulatory region sequence-specific DNA binding; DNA-binding transcription factor activity, RNA polymerase II-specific
Source: RefSeq, a predicted model, not a curated record